Molecule: messenger RNA, 1221 nt
Organism: Ascochyta rabiei
Lineage: Eukaryota; Fungi; Ascomycota; Dothideomycetes; Pleosporales; Didymellaceae
Exons: 2
Coding region: 1-1221 (406 amino acids)
Molecular function (GO): 5-methyltetrahydropteroyltriglutamate-homocysteine S-methyltransferase activity; zinc ion binding
Source: RefSeq, a predicted model, not a curated record
AUGUCGUCCCUCAAGAGAAGUCCACCUUUCCGCGCUGAGCAUGUUGGCUCCCUUCUUCGACCCCAGGAGCUUGUUCAAAAGCGAUACGAUGUUGCUUCCGGCAAGGCCCAGCCGGACGAGCUGGUGCCUUUGGAGAAGAAAGCAGUCGCAGACGUCGUAAAGUUUCAGCAAGACUGCGGCCUCAAGGUCGUGUCUAGUGGAGAGUAUACCAGACACAUGUUUUGGGGCACUUUCUUCGAGACUCUGAACGGCAUGAAGGAGCUUCAGCUUGGUGUGUUGAAGGGCUACGAUGCUGGCAUCUUCCGCCCCUACGCUCCCGACGUCAAGUCUUUCAUGGAAGCCAAGGAGGUUCCCAACCACGUCACCGUCUGCGUUGGCAAGAUCAGCCACUCCGGAAAGUCCAGCAAUCAAUACGAGGUCGACCUCAUGAAGAGCCUGCUCCCCGAGAGUGAAUGGAAAAACAUCAAGAUUACCUUGAUCUCCCCCAGCUGGUACCACUUCCGCUAUCUGAAUGGACGUAGCUUCCCCAAGGAGGCGUACGAAAAUGAUGAAGAAUAUUUCGAGGAUGUCGCAAAGGCAUACCAGGAGGAGCUGAAGAUUCUGCAUUCGCAAGGCAUCAGAAACAUCCAGAUUGACGACCCCAACCUGGCGUACUUCUGCUCGAAGGAAAUGUUGGAGGGUUGGGCUGCGGACAAGGAAAACGACAAGUCGGCUGACGACAUGUUCGACGCAUACGUCAAAUUCUACAACAAGUGUUUCGAACGCCCAGCGGAUAUGCACCUCGGCAUCCAUCUCUGCAGAGGCAAUUACGUGGGCAGCCGUCACUUCUCGGAAGGCGCCUACGACAACAUCGCAAAGAAACUAUUCCAGGACCUGAACGUCGAUACCUACUACCUUGAAUACGACACGCCCCGUGCUGGAGGCUUCGAACCUCUUGCACAUCUUCCCAAGAACAAGAACGUUGUACUUGGUGUUAUUACGUCCAAAUUCCCCGAGCUUGAGAGCAAGGAUGAGAUGAUCGCCCGCGUCAAACAGGCCGCUGACUGGAUCGCAAAGGGCACUGGCCAAUGUCACGAGGACGCCAUUCAGCAGUGCUGUGUCAGCCCACAGUGCGGUUUCGCAUCGCAUGCGGAGGGCAAUUCUCUGGGCUACGAAGAUAUGCGGAAGAAGCUUCAGCUUGUUAGGAGCAUUGCUGAUGCCGUAUGGCCAGGCCAGGCGUGA